Linepithema humile (Argentine ant) is the source of this 4389-nucleotide messenger RNA. It is a transcript of the gene fax, whose product is annotated as failed axon connections. The record is from RefSeq and is a predicted model, not a curated record. Gene Ontology annotation, cellular component: cytoplasm. Lineage: Eukaryota; Metazoa; Arthropoda; Insecta; Hymenoptera; Formicidae.
GGCCGUCGGGGUACUUUCGAAGCACCGUCAUUUUCGAUCCUGCGCACCGUCCUUUUCAAGCAGAAGGUAUCGAUGCCCUUUUGGCCCUAGUUCAGAGCCAUCGCUAGCUGUUGCAACGGCGUCGGCGUCAGUGGCGGCGUUGCCGAUUUUCCUGGAACUUCUGGGCACGGGGAAAAGGGAGAGGUACGCGCGCGCUCUUUCUCUCGCAAGGAGCACAUACAGGCAAGGGUGGCCAACCAAUUAAAUAUGGCGACCACGGUGGGGUGUGGCGCUUGCGCAUGCGUGCGGCGAGAGAGAGGGGAAGACGGGAAUCGCAGAGCGAUACAAGCGGCGACGAGAAGGAACCGGCCGGCGAGCAGAAAGAGGCGACGAGUGCUUGGCGUACGGUUUGUGUGGUGCGCGCUACCGUCUCUCGAGUUAGGCUACCCGGAGUGUACUUGCGAUCCGAAAGGAGGCGCAGCGCGGAAAUAGAAAAGAAACAAAGGGACGCGCAGGAGAGUGAUUUCCCCGGUGAGCUACGGAUAAGAGAAGAGAAGAGAGAGCGAGAGAAAGAGGAACGAGCGAAAGGCAAACAAUUAUAUAGGUACAAUGACGAUGUCAACCGAAACGGAGAACAACGGCCCCGAGAGCAAGGAGAUCAAGGACGUGAAGGAGCUGAAGGAGGCGUUGAAGGACGACGCGCCGCCGGACAACAAGCAGGAGGAGAAGGACGCGGCGAAGAAGGACGAGGCAGCCGGCAAGAAGGACGACGACGCCGCCGCGGCCGCCGCUGCUGGCGGCGCGAACGCGGCGCCGGCGAAGGCCAGCACCGUGCAUCACCCCGACUACGAGAAGGAUGUUGUUUACCUCUAUCAAUUCCCGCGGACGCCCUUGCUGCCGUCCUUAUCACCCUACGGUCUCAAGGUAGAGACGUGGUUGCGGCUCAACGGCAUCAAGUACGAGAAUGUUGAUCACAAGAUGAAAUUCCGCUCCAAGAAGGGCCAGCUGCCGUUCGUCGAACUGAACGGCGAGGAGAUCGCGGAUAGCACCAUCAUCCUGCGAGAACUGAGUCAGAAAUUCGGCAAGGAUCUGGACGCCGGGCUCACGUCUGAGCAGCGCAGCGUCUCCCACGCCAUGAUAUCGAUGAUUGAGAAUCACCUCGUUUGGGUUGUCGCGUGCUGGCGCACGAAGAAUCUGGAUCAAGUGCUGAAGGGCUACAAGGUCAAUCUGCAACUCGCUCUGGGAUCACGUAUACCCAACGCGAUUCUCAACUUCUUCUUCAAGCUCACGUUCGGACGCAAGUUGGAUUGGUUGCAGGGGGCGAGGAAAGUCAAGGCUCAAGGAAUGGGCGUGCAUAGUCCGGAGGAAGUGUCCCAAUUUGGCUGCACCGACCUCAAAGUGCUCUCGGACACGCUUGCUGACAAGCCUUUCUUCUUCGGGGACGAGCCGACUACCAUGGACGUGGUGGCGUUCGCGCAUCUCGCUCAAAUUCUGUACAUCGACAAAGACACGCCCUACAGCCUGCGAGAUUACAUGGUGGAGAACUGUCCCAACUUGGUCGGGCACUGCUCGCGCGUCAAGGAACGAUGCUUCCCGGAUUGGGACGAAAUCUGCUCGAGCCUGGACAUGAACACGCAUCUGCCGAAGCCCGAGAAGCAGGAGGAGAAGGAGGGCAAGGAGGAGGCGAAGGAGUCCAAAGAGUCCAAGGAGGAGAAGGAGGGCGAUAAGGAGAAGGCGGAUAAGGAGGAGAAGGAAGUCGAGAAGGACAAGGAGGUUGACGAGAACAAAGAAAAAGAGAAGGACGGCAAAUAAGCGGUCACGUUGUAAAAGGAAGUAAUAAGUCGUUUCAAGGAUUUAAAAGCGAAGAGUCGCGAAGAGGUGUGCUAACGAAUGGAUAGAGACGGAGAGAGAGUGGGAUUAGUUGAUGAUGGGCAAGAGUGUAUGCGUAUGCGUGUGGGUGAUUUGCGCGAAUGUGACGACGGAGCGAACGAGGACGGUGUGUAGAGAGCGCGUACGCGUAUGAUGAUGAGGGAAGGGAGUUGCCGGAAGUGAGAGAUUGUGCGUAUGUGUGUGUGCAUGUAUUUGUGUGCGUGCGAGAGAAAAAGAGAAUUGAGAGAGAAAGCGAGAAAGUGCGUAUGCAUGCGUGUAUGAUAGAAAGAGAGAGAGAGAGAGAGAGAGAGAGAGAAGAGAGAGAGAGAGAGAGAGAGAGAGGAGGAGAGAGAGAAGAGAGAGAUGAGAUUCGGGACUAGAGCUCUCUACUUAUACGUAUAGAUAUUAAAUAGACUCAUGUAUAAUGUUAAUACUUCGUUUAUAUACGUUCAACACGCGUCACGCGGUAUCUCACAUUUGACACACAUACACACACACACACGCACACACACACACACGUACACACACGAUUGGAACGACUAUUCUCUAACCCACGCCCUUUCUCCGUUCUGCGCUAAGGACAAACGAAAAAAAAAUAAAAUAAAAACGGGGCUAUCUCAUAAGUCAUUAGAAACGUAGGAUUGCAAUAUACGAACUGCAAUAGUCUGACGCAGCUGGGGUCUUUGUCGACAGUGGCCAAAUGCAAUAUAGCAUACGCUAUAAGAUACAAGUAGUUACGGAAGAAGAAGAAAAAAGAGGAAGGAAGGAGCGAAGGUAGGGUCGCGCGACGGCAUACCGAUCCCCGCCUUCCGGGCGAAGAGCGUCCCACUUCGCUUUUCUCGGAUGAUCCUUGCUGUGCAAAGUUACCUUGCGUCCCGCGCGCAAACGUAACACGAUCUUUCUUAUGCGUUUUUUUUUUUUUUUUUUUAUUUUAUUUUUAUUAAUUUAGUUCGCGUUCUCUUCUUACGUUCAUACGUGUAUCGCGCGUUUUACUUUCACGCAGCGCACCGAAUGGAGUUUUUAAACGAUUUUUUAACACGAGAUUUACACACGACAUAGAUAUAUAUGUAUCAUUGAGAGAUUGUCUAUUAAAAUCAUCUGAGGAAGUACCGUUGCGCGUCUCGUUAGCCGGUUCAUGGACGCGAUUCGAUACUUUCAUUAUCGAUUAAUGAUAAUAUUAAUAACAUUAAUAUUAAUGACGAUAAUAUUGAUAAGAGUGGCAACAAUAAUAAUAAUAUUAACCGUAAUAAUGAUAGUAAGGACGGUAUCCGAUGUCUGCGCGGAAAUAAGUGUCAGGUCAUCGAUCGACUGAAUUACUUCUCUCGUGUUCUUUUAACAAUCGCGAGUCGAGUCACGCCAAUUGACCAGCUAGCAACGGAUGUCCUCAGACAGCCUAAUGUAGAAUGCAAAUGGACUUGACAAGCCGGUACGGGAAAGUAGUUUGAUCCGCUCUUCCGUUUGGCCGCAAUUCCGUUUGCAUUUCAGCAUCAUCAAGCACCCGCGCGCGCGCGCGCGCGCGUGCACGCGCACAAAUUUUUAUUUUAAUGACGCUACUCAUUCCUGUAUUUUGUAUCGAAUUACGGACGUGUGUAAUCGCUUUUGCAAUCUUUUCACGACGAUAUUUUAGACGAGUGGAGUAUAGAACCGCGAUAAGCGAUGGACGGCACAUAUUACUAUUAUUUGUAUAUUAUAGAUAUAUAUGUAUUACGUAGACGCGAAUGCAGUCGGACUUAGGAGGAGGAUGCCAUUCGUGUAUAGCGGAGUCGUAAUAUUUCGUCCCUUUUCCCCGUCCCCCGCCCGUCCCUCUUGCUCCCUCCGCGUAUUCUUUUGUAUUUUUUUCUUUUAGCGAAGAGGCACAGGUAACGUUUUGAUCUCUCUCUUUUUUUCCCCCUCUUUCGGUACUCAAAACACUGUGCUGCCCACGCGGUAUUUUAUCGAUACGAUUUUUCGGACGUGUUAAGGAAAAUUUACCUUGCGUAAUACAAAGUGUCUUUCACGCAUCGAAAAUCGACAUUUGAUGUAUUAACGGGAAUUGAAGUUUUUCUAUGAACUGCGUAGCAGCUGCGUAGUUUUUCUACGGCAGCUGAGCAUAUUCCACGAAGACACGAGAUAUAUUACAUUUAAGUAGCUUUUACUAUAUUAUUGAUACUGAUUAUGAUCAUGUAAUGAAACAAGAAGAUAAAAAAAAAAUGGAAAAAAAGAUUUAGAUGGAUGAUGCUGUUUAUACUUAGGACGGCGCAUAUGUUUUCACCUGUGGUUACAUAUUAUUAUGGAUUAUUACGUACGCGAAAUAUAAAUAAUAUAAAAGAAAAAAAGAUUAGAGAAUGAAAGAAACAUUUGGACAAGACCAUAAACGUUGCAAGCACGGUAGGUAGGCCCACCCAAUACAGUAAGAUUAUUAUAAGAGGAAUAUUAAUAAUUAUUAUAAUAUGACUGCUCGUUUUAUGCUCGGCGCUAUACAUUUCAUUGUCAUUAUUAUAUCACCAUUUAUUAACGAUAUACAUACGAACAAAUAAAAUGUGUUUAUAAAUAUAAAGUAAA